AUGUCCUUCCAAAACUUCGAGUCUUUCCAAAACCAGCACGGUGCUGCUGAUUCUGCCACUGCCGGAUCUGGUGCUCCUGCCACCGCUGAUUCUGCCAUGGCUGGACAGUCGGAUCCUUCCCCUGCUCCUUUCCAGGGCCCUGCCUCUGGUGAGGCUGCUUCCGGGUCUGCUCAGCAAGGUGGCGAUGCCAAAACCACUCUCUGGAUGGGUGAGCUGGAACCCUGGAUUGAUGAGAACUUCAUUCGCAACCUUUGGUUCCAGAUGGGUGAACAGGUCAACGUCAAGAUGAUUCGUGACAAAUUCUCUGGAAGUAACGCCGGGUAUUGCUUCGUUGAUUUUUCCAGCCCUGCUGCUGCUGCAAAAGCUCUGACACUCAGUGGCACCCCGAUUCCUAAUACUUCCCGUACCUUCAAGCUAAACUGGGCUUCCGGUGGUGGUCUGGCCGAUCGCAGCCGAGAGGAGCGUGGCCCAGAAUUUUCCAUCUUCGUUGGUGAUCUUGGUCCCGAGGUUAACGAAUACGUUCUUGUUUCUCUCUUCCAGAGUCGCUUCCCUUCUUGCAAGUCAGCCAAGAUCAUGACGGAUCCCAUCAGUGGCAUGUCUCGUGGAUAUGGAUUCGUCCGCUUCUCUGAUGAGACUGAUCAGCAACGCGCUCUUACCGAAAUGCAAGGAGUUUACUGUGGCAACCGUCCCAUGCGCAUAUCUACCGCUACUCCCAAGAACAAGGGCCCUGGCGCGGGACCUGGUGGCGCGAUGGGCAUGCCUGGAGCCGGACCCGCUGGUAUGUACCCUCCCAUGGGUGGCCCUCCCAUGGGCUACUACGGUGCUCCCCAGCCAAUGAACCAAUUCACAGAUCCCAACAAUACCACCGUGUUUGUUGGAGGGCUAUCCGGCUACGUCACCGAGGAUGAGCUACGUUCUUUCUUCCAGGGCUUCGGCGAGAUCACCUACGUCAAGAUCCCGCCUGGAAAGGGGUGUGGGUUUGUCCAAUUUGUGCAGCGUCAUGCUGCGGAGAUGGCUAUUAAUCAGAUGCAAGGAUAUCCUAUUGGGAAUUCGAGGGUUAGGCUUAGCUGGGGUCGUUCGCAGAAUAAUUCGGGACCUGCUGGGACGCCGUAUCGUCCUGCGCCGCCACCACCCAUGUAUCCCACCAUGGGUAUGCCACCUUCCCAUUCGUACGGUGGUGGUUUUGCACCGAUGAAGGUAUGUUUCUGA
Molecule: messenger RNA, 1209 nt
Organism: Paracoccidioides brasiliensis Pb18
Exons: 4
Coding region: 1-1209 (402 amino acids)
Biological process (GO): mRNA splice site recognition
Cellular component (GO): cytosol
Molecular function (GO): mRNA binding
Source: RefSeq, a predicted model, not a curated record